AUGGCUGUGGUAGUGAAUGGCGACACUGGCGGGGUUAACGGAGAAUGCAGCCGGAAGGGUCUUGAUAUUGCUAUUGUAGGCGCUGGUAUUGGUGGGCUAGGUGCUGCCAUUGGAUUACGCAGGGCUGGGCACAAUGUCUCUUUGUAUGAACAAUCCCAAUUCGCAUCAGAGGUCGGUGCUGCAAUUCAUCUUGCUCCAAAUUCUAAUGGUAUCCUGCGCCGUUAUGGCAUCAUGGCAGAGGAGUUUGGUGCUGUGGAAAUGUCGCGCUUGGCUGAAUACAACGAAAAGGGCGUCGAGACAAGAAAGGUUGACCUGAGAGAACAGAACAAGAUAUGGCAGCAUCCAUGGAUGUUGGUGCACCGUGUUAAACUACAUGAUAAGUUAAAGCAGAUCGCGACUGGAAAGGAUGGGAAAGGAAGACCUGCAGAGCUUCACUUGUCGAGUAAGGUAUUGGCAGUUGAUACAGAAAAUGCGACGAUCACGUUGGAAGGGGGAGACAAAAUACAGGCAGAUUUGAUAUUAGGGGCAGAUGGCAUAUAUUCUAAGACCAGAGAAUGUAUUACCGGGCAACCUAACAAGCUCUUUGGGUCAGGAAAAGCUGCAUUCAGAUUCCUUAUUCCCCGAAAACUUGCCAGUGCAGAUCCCGAGAUAAAAGGACUGCUCGAAAAUGACAAUGAGUUGGUUAUUUGGUACGGGGCCGAUAGACGUGUUGUGGUUUACCCAUGUGAUAAUAACGAACUACUAAAUUUCGUCUGCAUUCAUCCCGAAGGAGAAUCACAAGGUGGCACUACUGAAUGGAAUAAGCAAGCCUCUAUAGAUGACCUUCUGAAAGUAUACCGAGACUUUGAUCCAAAGUUACUAUCACUUUUCAAAAAAGCCGAUCCAACCAGUUUGAAAGUUUGGAAGCUCCUGGAUAUGGAGGUCAUGCCAACAUGGAUCAAAGGGAAGAUGGCAGUAUUAGGAGAUGCCGCACAUCCUUUCUUACCACAUCAAGGACAAGGUGCAGGAAUUGCCUUGGAAGACGGAGCCACUUUGUCAGUGGUCCUUCCCUUAGGCACUCAACCUGAAGAGGUACCAGAGCGACUUAAGCUCUAUAAGCAAAUUCGUUAUGAACGCGCAAACAACAUCCAAGAUUACUCUCGACAGGCUGGUGUUGACUGCGUGGAUGGAAAGCCUGCUAUUGAUAUGAUGAAAUACACAGCUUACAACUUUGGCCAUGACGAGUUUGACAACUCAACAAACAUUUUCCUCAAAUGGCGACGCGCCAAACAUCCGGAACUCUACUACCGCAUGCCGAUUGCGUUCGGCCCUGCACCUGGCCCGAGACAAGACAUAUGGGGCAACCCCAGGUCCAGCCUAGAUCAAACGUUCCUUACGGCAUCUAUCAAAUUUCGAACCUCCGCAACAUUUCUGAAGAACCUGUUUCCAACCGAAUCGUUUCGCUUUAAGUCCCCUGGUUCCGUGGCAUAUGCGAGUUUCUCGACUACUACUCUGGGAAACAUGACAUGGUUAGGUGGUGGCGGGUACAAUCACUUCGGAUUAUACAUCCACGGAGUCCAAUAUACCAAGCGAGAUGGGACGAUCAUUGACGGAACAUACAUGCCCCUCCUAUUCGAAAGUUUAGCGGACCCAAUAAUAUCUGGCCGGGAAGACCUAGGAAUGCCUAAGGUAUACUGUGCAAUCGAUAUCCAUCGUCGAUCCGAAUCAUAUCGUAUGCAGGCGUCGUGGCAAGGCGCUAAAUUCUGCGACUUCAACCUUGAAGGUCUCUUAGCUACCGAUCCAGCGACAGAAAUGGGGACAAUAGGCGGGGAGUCCGACUACGGAAUCCUGACAUACAAAUAUAUUCCUGCGGUAGGUAAAGAUAUGAGAGGAAAAUCAGACUGUGAAUAUCCAAUCGUGGUCCCUCAUGAAGAAGAGUCGAAAGUGGUGCCAUCGACGGUCAAGAGCGUUGCGAAGCCGGCAAAGGCUAGCGUUAGCUUUGACAAGUUGGAUUUGGAUGCACUACCCACAUUACAUCAUAUUGUGACUGUGCUUGCAGAUAUUCCAAUUUACGAGGUCGUGGGUGCGAAGGUGGUGGAAGGUACUGGGGUGCCGGAUGUUAGUACUGCGAGGAGAAUCGAGUAGGAUUUAGUUCAGAC
Molecule: messenger RNA, 2138 nt
Organism: Pseudogymnoascus verrucosus
Lineage: Eukaryota; Fungi; Ascomycota; Leotiomycetes; Thelebolales; Thelebolaceae
Exons: 6
Coding region: 1-2124 (707 amino acids)
Molecular function (GO): FAD binding; monooxygenase activity; lyase activity
Source: RefSeq, a predicted model, not a curated record